Messenger RNA from Aphanomyces invadans, 947 nucleotides. RefSeq lists its product as hypothetical. Bases 150 to 836 code for a protein of 228 amino acids. The record is from RefSeq and is a predicted model, not a curated record. Lineage: Eukaryota; Oomycota; Saprolegniomycetes; Saprolegniales; Verrucalvaceae. The transcript has 2 exons.
CGAAACGGACAACCUGGAUUUGAGGAUAUUCCCGUAAAUGUUUCACUAAUUUUGCACCAAAAGUUCACGAAACGCCAACGAAUCGUUCGAAGUUUGGGGAAGGAGCUUCGACAUGCGCCCGUGCGCCAACCGCCCCUGUACGACGAAAGAUGAAGUUGCAUCCAACUGGGCUGGCCGUCGUGGUGGUGUUUCCGUCCAUCGCAGUCUUUUGCUUGGCGCAUGUGCUCUUGAAUGCGUCCGUCGCUGUCUCGUUAGUGAUCGCUUUUCUCUCAGCGUUUGUGUGGGCCGACGUGUGGUACUUUGUUCACAUCAUCGUGACGGUCGUGAAGCCGCGGCCGACGCAUAUCCAGAGCGUUCUCGACACGCAUGAAUACCCUGCGUUGGUGAGUCUGAACGACAUUGAUCGCAACGGACAUUUCAACAAUGCGCGGUACUUGCGAGCGUGUCAAUACGGCCGUCGUGCAUUUUGGACGGCGAAUGGAGUGUGGGGACUUGUCUGCGCCAACGGUGGCAACUUAAUCGUCGGCGCGCUGUCGAUCCGGUACCGCCGCGAGCUCACGUUCGGCCAAUGGUACAAUCUCCGGACUCGUAUCCGGACGUGGGACAACCAGGCGUUUUAUGUGGAGCACCAAUUUGUGACGGGCAAAGCCGACACGCUGUUCGUGCAUGCUGUCGUCCUGGUGAAGAACAUCGUAAUGGGGUCGCUGAGGCCGCAGGAGCUGAUGGAGAUGCGUCAACCGGGCGUCGCGGCGCCUCCAGUGGACGCCGAUGUGCAGGGCUGGAUUGAUUCGAACGCGGCGUCGAGCUUGAUGUUGCGGCCCAAGAAAUCAACAUGAACACGAACAACAUGGGGUAGCCACGUCGAGUUAAAUAGAUUACUUCCAAAAGUACGAUGGCGAGUAGACUAAACCUAUGGGAUUCCUACGGCGUUGACGAAGCACAAUGGA